Limulus polyphemus (Atlantic horseshoe crab) is the source of this 1570-nucleotide messenger RNA. RefSeq names its product procollagen-lysine,2-oxoglutarate 5-dioxygenase 3-like. The record is from RefSeq and is a predicted model, not a curated record. Gene Ontology annotation, cellular component: endoplasmic reticulum. NCBI's taxonomy places the organism in Eukaryota, Metazoa, Arthropoda, Merostomata, Xiphosura, Limulidae. The coding region runs from base 53 to 433 and encodes 126 amino acids. Gene Ontology annotation, biological process: peptidyl-lysine hydroxylation. The transcript is spliced from 3 exons. Gene Ontology annotation, molecular function: procollagen-lysine 5-dioxygenase activity.
GGACCCAAGACUAGCCGGGGGCUAUGAGAAUGUGCCCACAAGAGAUAUUCACAUGAAUCAAAUUGGCUUCGAACAACAUUGGCUCUACUUUCUCAGGGAGUACAUCCGACCCGUUCAAGAAAAAGUGUUUACUGGCUACUUCCAUGAUCCUCCAAAAGCCUUGAUGAACUUUGUUGUAAGAUAUCGCCCUGACGAACAACCUUUUCUUCGUCCUCACCAUGAUUCAUCUACAUACACUGUUAACAUUGCCUUGAAUCGCCCACACAUUGAUUACGAGGGGGGAGGCUGCCGGUUCAUCAGGUACAACUGUUCAAUUCGAGAGAUGAGGAUGGGCUGGAGUCUGAUCCAUCCUGGCCGUCUAACCCAUUAUCAUGAAGGAUUGACAGUAGAAAAAGGAACUCGUUAUAUCAUGGUCUCAUUUGUAGAUCCUUAACUGUGGUUUACUCCUACUCAAAGCCACCAGUUGUCAGGAUCGUCUCCUAUGUUGGCUAUUUUAGAACAAGGACAUACAGUAUGCAUGAAAGUACUACCUGUUACCCAUCUAAAUAUAUCAUCUGUAAUACAACUACCUAUCUGCACAUUUAGAAACAAGUAUCUUUCCUUGUUAAUUUCUCUAUUUUUCCCUUUAUCAAGUAUAAACUUUGAUAAAACAGGGAGAUGGGAUGACUUCCUAGAAUAACAUAUACUUCCAAGAAAUAAUCCCCGUUCCCCUGUUUUAUCGAAGGCUUAAGAAGUAGUCUUAGGUAGGAAGGUGUUUUAGUCAAAAACUUUGUUCUUCAUAUCUCAGAGAGAGAGACAUCUAUCAACAGCUUGUUACAUAUCAAUACUGGAGUUAAAAUUUAAAAUCAUGAAAAGACUAAAAACCUGUUUUACAUUUAUUUGUAGUAAACAUUCGGUAAAUUUGCAGUACUUAUCCUUGGGUCACUAGAGGGACAGGUUUAAUUUAAGCCCUAAAUUUUCACAUCCUUAUGACUAUGUCUGAUAAUCGGUAUCUUUCUCCUUAAACAUGAAAUUCAGGUUAUAACACCUUAUAUUUUUUUUAAACUUUCUUCCAUUCAUAAUUAUAUAAAGAAAAUAAUUUGGGUAAAGUAAUAGUUUAAACUUCAUUCCCUGUAGAUGAAGGAAAUUAGAAUUACGUGCUAUAAACCUUUACGUCUCUACUUAUUUAACACUACAACAAGGUGAUCUGGUUCUCUUUAAUCAACCAAAAACUUAAACAUUCGUUAUUCUGUAGCCAUCCCUACGUCUUACAAGUACGUAACAGUAUAUGUAUGUACAGAGUGUAAUUAUCCAAACUAAACACACAUUUAUGUAUAUAUAACCUUUAAGAAGGUUAUAUAUAUGCCAUAUUUUACCAGUUUUACGAGGUUGCCUAAAUAGUGACCAGUCGGUUUAUGAUUUCUUUAUUCUAACCAAUGUUGUUAUGUAAAUGUGCCAAAUUGUAUCUGUUGCAUUAAUCACGUUAAGCUAAUCAUAAUGCUCAAAGAAUAGUGAAUUAUGUCUAAUUUCUGAUCUAGUCUUACUUAUAUUAAAUUAGAUAUGUUUUCAAUUGUGUUUUUUUUUUUAUUUU